AUGUUCAAAAACACGUUCCAGAGCGGCUUUCUCUCCAUCCUCUAUAGCAUCGGCAGCAAGCCUCUGCAGAUCUGGGACAAAAAGGUGCGGAAUGGUCACAUCAAAAGAAUCACUGAUAAUGACAUCCAGUCCCUGGUACUGGAGAUUGAAGGGACAAAUGUCAGCACCACAUAUAUCACAUGUCCUGCAGACCCAAAGAAGACACUGGGGAUUAAACUUCCCUUCCUUGUCAUGAUUAUCAAAAACCUAAAGAAAUAUUUUACCUUUGAAGUACAGGUACUAGAUGACAAAAAUGUGCGUCGGCGGUUUCGGGCAAGUAACUACCAGAGCACCACCCGGGUCAAACCCUUCAUCUGUACCAUGCCCAUGCGGCUGGAUGACGGCUGGAACCAGAUUCAGUUUAACCUGUCUGACUUCACCCGGCGGGCAUAUGGCACAAAUUACAUCGAGACCCUCAGGGUGCAGAUCCAUGCAAACUGUCGCAUCCGACGGGUUUACUUCUCAGACAGACUCUACUCAGAGGAUGAACUGCCAGCAGAGUUCAAACUCUACCUCCCAGUUCAGAACAAGGCAAAGCACGCAGGCCCGUCUAACACAGUGCGUCCCUGUGUGCCCGCUGCUGCUGCUGCUGCACAUGCUGCACCUCCAGCCCAGGUCCACACGAACGUCACUGAGGCAGGGCACCAGUGA
Chrysochloris asiatica (Cape golden mole) is the source of this 690-nucleotide messenger RNA. RefSeq names its product chromosome unknown open reading frame, human C16orf80 (gene CFAP20). The coding region runs from base 1 to 690 and encodes 229 amino acids. NCBI's taxonomy places the organism in Eukaryota, Metazoa, Chordata, Mammalia, Afrosoricida, Chrysochloridae. The transcript is spliced from 6 exons. The record is from RefSeq and is a predicted model, not a curated record. Gene Ontology annotation, cellular component: ciliary basal body; motile cilium. Gene Ontology annotation, biological process: positive regulation of cell motility; cilium assembly; regulation of cilium beat frequency involved in ciliary motility.